Corylus avellana is the source of this 2569-nucleotide messenger RNA. Its product is annotated as ankyrin. NCBI's taxonomy places the organism in Eukaryota, Viridiplantae, Streptophyta, Magnoliopsida, Fagales, Betulaceae. Gene Ontology annotation, molecular function: protein binding. The record is from RefSeq and is a predicted model, not a curated record.
UCUGGCGCUCACUGCUUUCAAAGUUUCUAUUGAGCAUCGCGUUUCGUGGAGAGAGAGAGCGCAUGCGAGCCUUCGCCUGAAGUUGCAGCGAGAGUUUGGUACUACCGAAGCUCGGGCUCCGCCACGUGUGUCACUAUGACGGUGUUCUCCGGGAGGCAGCAGGUGUUUCCGGUGGACUACGAGGCCGAGGUCUCGCAGCGGCUUCUGGAAGCUUCUCUCUCCGGCGAUCUGAGGUCGGCGAUGGAGUGCAUCGCCGAUCCGUUCGUCGACGUGAACUUCGUUGGCGCUGUGUGCCUGAAGAGCAGGAAGACCGAGCUGGUCCUCCGCGACGAAUCGGCGAGCGAGGUCCGUGUGGAGUACGAGGAGUUCAAGACGGACGUCACUUCAUUGUUUCUCGCCGUACACACCGGGAAUGUGGACCUUGUGAAGAAAUUGCUGAGCACUGGAGCUGAUGUAAACCAGAAACUCUUCAGAGGCUUCGCGACAACAGCAGCAGUGAGGGAGGGCCACCUCAAGAUUCUUGAGAUCUUACUGAAAGCUGGGGCGUCACAGCCAGCCUGUGAGGAGGCUCUGCUGGAGGCGAGCUGUCAUGGUUGUGCAAGGCUUGCAGAGCUGCUUAUGGGAUCUGAUAUGAUCCGGCCCCAUGUUGCUGUGCAUGCUCUUGUCACAGCAUGCUUCAGGGGUUUCGUGGAUGUAGUUGAUACACUCAUGAAGUGUGGUGUGGAUGCAAGUGCGGCUGAUCGGGUCCUGCUUCAGUCAUCUAAGCCUUCUGUUCACAUGAAUGUUGAUUGUACUGCACUUGCUGCUGCUGUGGUUGGCAGGCAGGCUUCCGUCGUCCAUUUGCUGCUCCAGGCCGGUGCCACGACGGACAUCAAAGUCAAGUUGGGAGCUUGGUCUUGGGACAUGGCUACAGGGGAAGAAUUUCGAGUGGGUGCAGGGUUGGCGGAACCUUAUGCCAUCACCUGGUGUGCGGUGGAGUAUUUUGAAGAGAGUGGUGCAAUCUUGCGCAUGCUCAUCAAACACCUCUCUCCCGAUAUCCUUCAUCAAGGAAGAACUCUCCUUCACCAUGCUAUACUAUGUGGCAAUGCAGGAGCUGUCAAGGUGCUCUUGAAUUGUGGUGCGGACGUAGAAUGCCCUGUUAAGACAACCAAGAAAACUGAGUUCCGUCCCAUACACAUGGCCGCCCGUCUUGGAUUGUCAAAAAUUCUUCAAUGCCUAAUUGACUCUGGUUGUGAUCUAAACUCAAUGACAGAUUGUGGUGACACUGCCUUGAUGAUCUGUGCAAAAUAUAAGCAUGAAGAGAGUCUCAAGGUAUUGGCCAUGGCUGGUGCUGAUUUUGGCUUGGUGAAUGUUGCUGGUCAGUCUGCAAGUUCAAUUGCUGGGUCAAACCGGUGGUCCCUUGGUUUUCAACAAACAGUGUUAAAUGUAAUCAAAGCUAUAAAGAUACCUCGAUCCAGCAGUAUGUCUGUUUUCUCUCCAUUGAUGUUUGCAGCCGAAGCUGGAGACAUUCAGGCUUUAAAAAUUAUUAUGGGUCGGGGAGGAUUUAAUCUUGAUUAUCAGGACGAAAAUGGUUUCUCGGCAGUCAUGGUUACAGCUAUGAAGGGUCAUGUUGAAGCAUUCAGGUUGCUGGUUUAUGCAGGGGCUGAUGUAAAGCUGCACAACAAAUCUGGCGAAACUGCAAUCAGCUUAUCUGAGUUGCAUCAGAGCCGCGACCUAUUUGAGAAGGUAAUGCUUGAAUUUGCCCUUGAAAAGGGCAACCGCAAUGCUGGAGGGUUCUGUGCUCUACAUUGUGCUGCUCGUCACGGUGACUUGGAUGCGGUUAAAUUGCUUACCAGUAGAGGUUAUGAUGUAAAUGUCCCUGAUGGGGACGGCUAUACUCCACUAAUGUUGGCUGCAAAGGAAGGCCAUGGGUCCAUGUGUGAGCUCUUGAUCUCACAUGGGGCCAAUUGUGAGAUUAAAAAUGCUAGAGGUGAAACGGCGCUCUCACUUGCAAGAAAAAUUGUUGGCAAGAAAAACAAUGCAGAGCGUGUGAUACUCGAUGAGCUUUCUCGCAAGCUAGUUUUAGGCGGUGCGUACGUUCAAAAGCACACCAAGCAAGGGAAAGGAACUCCACACGGGAAGGAGAUUAGAAUGGUGGGGUCUGGCGGGGUGCUGCGAUGGGGGAGCUCCAGCCGGAGAAAUGUGAUAUGCCGGCACGCUGAGGUGGGGCCCAGCCCAGCCUUUCGGAAGAAUAGGAGGAUUAAGGGUGGUGCGGAUGAACCUGGAGUGUUUAGGGUGGUGACUACGAAGAACAAGGAAUUGCAUUUUGUAUGCGAGGGUGGGUUUGAAAGGGCUGAGCUUUGGGUGAGAGGUAUAAAGCUUGUGACAAAAGAGGCUAUUUUUGGUAAGCAGAGAGAGACAUAAAAUGGUGAGGAUUUGAAGUAGGCAAUAUGUAUAGAUGCUUGGAGGAGUACUUCAUCUUGGAGUAUUUUUCACAGCUGCUAUUUCAUUGUAAAGGUUUUGGUCGCCGGUAGUUGUACAUUGUGUAGCUUUUGUUCAGCUAAUCACUGGUUGAGCCCGAUCAAGAACA